Vicia faba (fava bean) is the source of this 486-nucleotide messenger RNA. Lineage: Eukaryota; Viridiplantae; Streptophyta; Magnoliopsida; Fabales; Fabaceae. The record is from the annotation of a GenBank genome assembly.
AUGCUACCAUUCAACACUACUGGUCAUCUCAAACACACCUUCACUAUUUUUGUUAUCUUUCUCAUCACUUUCAUGGUGGCAGCAAGCAGCGGUGGAAGAAAGGUAGAUAUGGCAAGCGGCGGUGCACCUACAGGCGCAAGUGGUUCAGGUCAUGGUCCAAACUGGGACUAUGGGUGGGCAUGGGGUUCAGCACCAGGAAGUGGGUGGGGUUAUGGUUCAGGGUCAGGACAUUCUCCUUCUGGUUUUGGUAGAGGUUAUGGGUUUGGUUUUGGAACCGGGACUGGAUCUGGUUCUGGAUAUGGUUAUGGAUCUGGUAGUGGCGGUGCUCAUGGUGGUGGUUAUGGAAGUGGCUCUGGCAACUCUGGUGGUGCUCAUGGUGGUGGUUAUGGAAGUGGUUCAGGUGGUGGAGUGAACGGUGUUGGUAGAGCUAAUAACAACAAGUCACCUUCGGAGUCUAAGGGUAAAAGUAAAACCAACCAUGGAUAA